Malaclemys terrapin pileata is the source of this 7219-nucleotide messenger RNA. It is a transcript of the gene SLC2A2, whose product is annotated as solute carrier family 2 member 2. Bases 1082 to 2641 code for a protein of 519 amino acids. Gene Ontology annotation, biological process: monosaccharide transmembrane transport. The record is from RefSeq and is a predicted model, not a curated record. NCBI's taxonomy places the organism in Eukaryota, Metazoa, Chordata, Testudines, Emydidae. The transcript is spliced from 11 exons. Gene Ontology annotation, molecular function: hexose transmembrane transporter activity. Gene Ontology annotation, cellular component: membrane; brush border.
CAUUAGCUCAUGAACUAGCAGCCAAGACCAAACUAAUGAUCUAGUACAAAGCUCAUCAUUAUUGAUUAGUCACCUGAGCCAAAGGUUAAAUGGUAUUAAUGAACAAGAAACCAUGAACUGUUGAACUGUUAUUGAAAGGCUGGGUAUAAGAUUUUUUAAAAUGAAGAAUGAUUGUGAAAACAUUAAGGGUAAUUUAACAUAUUUAUAAUAUGUUAAAAAAAAAAGGUUAGUACAUUAUGGUAAAUUAUUAUUUAUUUGCAUAGAUAUGUAUUUGUGAGCAUGUGUACAGAUAAGUAGAUAGAUCUCUUUUGAUGAGGGUGUAUGUAUUAUUAUUUAUUUGUAUUACCAUAGUGCCAAUGUACACACAGAUAUCUUUUAAAGCAAGUUUUAUGCCGAUUAAGAGUUAAUUACUGUGACCUUUCCGUUCAUUUUGUGAGCCAUCUCUUUUUAUUAUAUCUGCUAGAAAGAUUUUCUUUCCGAUCUCCCUAUUGAAAUUGUGUGACAGGCAAAAGGAAGCAUUAUAAUUCAAUACACAAAUCCUGCACUGAAGCCAAGGAAGGUGAUCAUGGCUCUAUCGAUCUUGCUAGAACCAAACAGCAUGUACUGUAGACAUAUACUGAAGCAGUUCAGGCAUCCUAUACUUUUGCUGCUGCACAAUACAACACAAUUUCUCAUUAUUGCAGACUGGUCUAUUGUUUUUUACCCUUCAUGAAGCUGGACCGAUAGAAAAUUGAGAAGUCACGACUUCCCAACAUGGCAUUUUAAAUUUCACCAUAUCUUCUGAUCCCUUUCUGUGUUUCCAGAUUGUUGAUUUGUUCUCCAAAUUUCUCUAUCCUUUACUUUUGUUCCAAGCUAAAUGGUGUUGAAGUGCUGCUAAAUUUUGGGUUUUUCAUUAACAUUCAUGUUGAUUAAUCCCAUCUUCCUGACUGCAAGUCCUUUCCCCCAACCCUCCCCUCUGUGUCUCCUUUCAACUGCUCCUCCUCCUCCUACACCUGAGCUAUAAGUACUCUCCCAGUGUCUGGAAGAGUCUCAAGGCUUGGGAAAGGACUGCACCCAGACAAUCCUCUGCAAGACCAACAGAAUGGAGAAGACUAGUAAAAUGCAAGAAGAAAAGCACCUCACAGGAACCUUGGUUCUCUCUGUCUUCACCGCAGUGCUGGGCUUCUUCCAGUAUGGAUACAGCCUUGGUGUCAUCAAUGCUCCUCAAAGGGUAAUAGAGGCCCAUUACAGCCGUGUGCUGGGCAUUGCCCCUAUUGACAGAAGUGCCAUCAAUUUCACAGACACGAAUGGAAGCGUGAUCUUCCCAGAUCUAGAAGAAUUGGAUGUAGGCAAAAGUACACUCACUCUGUACUGGUCCCUGUCUGUGUCCAUUUUUGCCAUUGGUGGAAUGAUUUCCUCUUUCACUGUUGGAUGGGUUGGAGACAAGCUAGGCAGAGUGAAAGCCAUGCUGGCCGUGAACGUUCUUGCUAUCAUUGGAAAUCUCUUCAUGGGGCUGGCAAAAUUUGGCCCAUCUCACAUCCUUAUUAUAGCUGGGAGAGCAAUCACAGGACUGUACUGUGGGCUAUCGUCAGGACUUGUUCCAAUGUAUGUUGGUGAGAUAUCACCUACAGCCCUUCGAGGAGCCCUGGGAACGUUGCACCAACUUGCUAUAGUCACGGGUAUUCUCAUCAGCCAGGUCCUUGGACUAGACUUUCUGCUCGGCAAUGACGACAUGUGGCCUCUGCUUCUUGGUCUAUCUGGUGCUGCUGCUGUUCUUCAGUUUUUCCUGCUCUUAUUGUGUCCAGAAAGCCCUCGGUAUCUUUACAUUAAACUAGGAAAGGUGGAGGAAGCUAAAAAAAGCUUGAAAAGGCUCAGAGGAGACUGUGACCCCACGAAAGAGAUUGCCGAGAUGGAAAAGGAGAAACAAGAAGCUGACAGUGAAAAGAAAGUCUCCAUCAGGAAGCUUUUCAGCUCUUCCAGUUACAGGCAGCCAGUCAUUGUGGCACUGAUGGUUCAAAUAUCUCAGCAGUUUUCAGGAAUCAAUGCAAUCUUUUACUACUCUACAAACAUUUUUGUAAGAGCGGGAGUUGAUCAACCCGUUUACGCAACCAUUGGUGUUGGUGUCGUGAACACUGUCUUCACCGUUAUCUCCGUCUUCCUUGUGGAGAAAACAGGGAGACGGUCCCUGUUUAUUGCUGGUUUGAUUGGUAUGCUAGCAAGUGCCGUAGCCAUGACAGUUGGACUUGUGCUCCUGAGCACUUUUGCUUGGAUGAGCUACGUGAGCAUGGUCGCAAUUUUUCUCUUCGUAAUUUUCUUUGAAGUCGGGCCUGGACCAAUCCCCUGGUUUAUUGUUGCUGAACUGUUCAGUCAAGGGCCCCGCCCUGCCGCCAUCGCCAUAGCUGGAUUCUGCAACUGGACCUGCAACUUCAUCAUUGGAAUGUGUUUCCAGUAUAUUGCAGAUCUGUGUGGCCCUUAUGUGUUCAUGAUCUUCGCCGUUCUGCUCUUAAGCUUCGUUUUAUUUGCAUACUUUAAAGUACCAGAAACAAAAGGAAAGUCUUUUGAAGAGAUUUCAGCUGAGUUCCGCCGCAAGAGGCGCUCAGCCGUAAAAGGACCCAAAGCUGCUACUGAACUGGAGGAUUUGCAAGGCAGCGAGGAGGCAUAAAAACCUGCAAAAUGUGUACCAGGAGGAGAUUAAAGAACAUAUAAUUUUUAAUGCAUCUGAAAAAACCUUAGACAAAACACCACAGCUCAAAAACCAGUAUCAUGCUUCUGACUGAUAUGCCUGGUAGUGUAUGUAUCCUACUGCCCCUGGCCCUGAGCCUAACCUGAUGUUACGUUCUAAGGGCUCAGUAUAUCUUGGUGUUGUCCUAAAAAGACACGGGACAGAAUGGAAGGAAUAGAUACAGAUAAGCUUCCAUGGUGGACUGAAUUGAUUCAGUACAGUAACAGUCUUCAUUGACUGGAGACCGGUAUAGACUGACCAAGAGCAGAAGGGGCAAAAGAAAGAAAAGAGAUGCUGUGUGAUAAUUUAGUCUUAUGGAUGGUUUCACCCUGGGAAAACCAAAUGCUACUGUAGUUGUCAUAUUAGUAUAAAGACAUAACUAGCUGAAGGGGAUAAAUAUAAAAGAGUGAGUGAAUUUGCCACCCGAUCCUAGAGUGGUGUAGCAGUAUUUCCAUUACAAUUUGUUAGUAUUAAACCCAGCUUGUUUUAUUUGGUAUUUAAUUUAGAGAAUUUUUUCACUUCAAGGUCCCAGAAACAGAGACAAGGUUUUCAUCUCAAGGCCAAAAGACCAAAAACAUCAAGACACUUGAUCACGGCCUUGGAUAGACCAAGAGACUACUAACACUUGACUACAGCUCAGAGAGCCACACAUACUGGCUGGUCCCAUAAGGAUUUUUCAAACCAGUAACACACUUGAGGAAAGUCUUAUAAAUGCUGGCCAUGUUAUUGAUGUUUUGGGAAAAAAUAUUUAAUUUCUCUUUCCAUUGUGGUCCUUUGCUUUACCAUAUUUACUGCUAUAGCCUGAAAGGUGGUACUAUAGUCUAGGGGAGAGGGCACUGAAUUAGGAGUCAGAAGACCUGGAUUCUAUGCCCAGCUCUGGCACAGCCCCUCUGUGAGACCCUAGGUAAGUCUUUCCACGUCUCUGCUGCUGUCUACCCUCCCAACCUGUCUGUCUAAGACUAUACAUUCUUUGGGGCAGGGACUGUUCCUUAUUAUGUGUUUGCACAGCGCCUAGCACAGUGGGGUUGUGAGCUCCAUUGGACCUUAAAACACUACUGUAAACCAAACAACAAAUAACAACCACCAGGGGCCAGAUUAAAUUGGCCUAGCACCAUUAACUUAAAAUGGCUUCCUGUUGACUUCAUCAGAGCUCUGUGACUUACACUAGCUGAGGCUCUGGCUGCGGGAUGGUCUAUGCUUAAGGACACAUUUAUUCAAAGGCGACCACGGAGGAUUUUUGAAGUCCUGGACAUAUGACUUUCCUUUUUCUUCUUCUUUUUCUGCCUUUUUUUUUUUAACCUUGGAAAUCUCAGAAAUAGCUAUUCUCUUCUUUUGAGAUUCUUUCACGGUGGUAUCUUGGGGGCUGGAUUAAGCCAUCAGUCAGUCCUCGGGAAAAUACACUUUCGGGCCUCCUCAUGAAUAACAACAAACAGCCGUACAAUUAGGGUGACCAGAUGUCCCGAUUCUAUAGGGACAGUCCCGAUUUUUGGGUCUUUUCCUUAUAUAGGCUCCUAUUACCUCCCACCCCCGACCCGAUUUUUCACACUUGCUGUCUGGUCACCCUACGUACAAUACGCUUAUUGAAUGCCAGGCUGGUCAUGCUGUGGCUCUUCUGGACUAGCUGGUCAUCCUGCUGCUGCUCGUGGUGCUACCCACCAUGCCAAAGAGGCAGCUGGGCCAAAUUUGAAUGAGUGGUGUUGCAACUCCCAUCCUGGUGAGCAGCGCCCUGAGCAGCGGCAGCUGAGCAGCCGGUCCUGAUGGAUCCAUAGCAUGGCCAGCCCAGCUGUGGUGCGUGUACUGUACAGCUGUUUGUUUGGGACUGGGAGCCCCCCAUCCCCAGAUACAUUUGGGUCCUAGGCAUGUCCCCAGUUUGCCUAUACCUCAAUCUGGUGCUGGGUAUGUGAAUGCCUUAGGUUAAGGUUUUUGCUAUAGGGAUCUAUUAUUUAUUUAUACGUGAAGCACAAGGCAAACUUGAAUCAAUAAUGAUAAUAAAACGUAAUUAGGAUGACUUUAGCUGAUGCCAUUAUAAUAAUAUAUAUGUACAGUGGAUCAAAUGGACAGAAAAACAUCAGAGAAUAGAUGGUCAAGGGCCAGAUCCUCAGCUGGGGUCAAUGGGUAUGUCAGUGAGCUCCACCCAUUUACACUGACAGAGGAUCUGGCCUAUAUUCCUUUCCUCUCUAGCUUUUACUCCUUUGGUGCUAAGGCUUCAAGACAAAUUCUGGAUUCAUUUAAGACAAUAGGAGUUUGGUCACUGACUUCAAUGGGACCCAGAUUGGGCCCCGUAGCAUAUAUUCAGGUAAUGAGAUUAACACAAUCGGCUAAAUUCAUUCCUUGUGUAAUUCCGUUAUCUUGGCUGCAGUUAUACUGCAAAGGAAUUUGACCAAUGACUGUCAUGUGAUACACUGAUCAGAGGUAAACGGUAGCUGAAACGAUGCAUGCAAGAUCACGUGAAAACCAGCAGUGCCAACCGUGAUACUACAGAAUAGGAGGUCAGACCUUAAAACACUUGUUCACAGGUAAAAUGGUACAGAUCUGACAGGAGAUAAGAUUGCCAGUCAAGAGUUUUAUACAGUAUAUAUCACAGUAAGUUAAAUAUUAAAACAGAUAUUGUGAAUGCAAAAGAAAUUAGGCGUGUGCCUUCAGUGAUAUUAUCUUUGCCUGUUACAUAAAAGUGACCAUGAACAAUGCUGUCAAUGUUUGUUGGCUUUUGUUGCUAUUUUCCCUCGGUCAGUCUUGACUUUGGGCGCUAGACCCCUUGAACGUAAGAGCUCUCAGGAUGAGCUUAUUUAGAGCUCAGAUCGCCCUGUGUUGCAAUCACUGCACUGGCCCUGAGCAAACCGAUUUUAAAAUGUGCUGUGUAGCGGUUAGAGUACAGGACUGGGAGUCAGGAAUCCUGGGAGCCUGAUACUCUUGAAGUAAAUGGGAGUUGUGUGUGCCCUGGCUCUGCCACCGACUCACUUUGUGACUUUGGGUAAAUAAUGCUUGUUUGCCCAUCGGUAAAACAAGUAUAAUAGGUGGAUGCUGUGCAGCUUGACUUAGUAGUAUUCCGAAAGCACUUCAAGAGCCUCACUGGGAAGGCAAAGUAUUAUUACAUUGAAACCUUCAUGGGGCUGAUACUAAGGCUAUGUCUUCACUGUACAGUUAGCCUGGAUGAUUGGCAUCUGAGUUAGCCUCGUCUGGGUGUGAGCGUCCCCACAACAAAGCUCUACCUGCAUUACUGUGUCCUCACCAGUUCUGCACUGACCCAUGUGUGUCCCAUGGUUCUUUGUGCUGAGAUGUUCUAGGAUUCUUUCCCAAUCAACUGCAGGAGAACCUGUCUGUCCUUCAGGGGAAUUGUGGGACAGCACUGGAGAACUUAGCCUAUCCUCACUGCAAAGGUUCCUUCCAGGCCCAGGUACAGCAGAGCACAGACUCUAACCCACCCCACCCGUCUCCCAGCUAGCCUGGGCUUAACAUACCUCCAAACUCACAAAAAGGGUUUUGUGUGUAGAUGGCAGAGGAUUGGCCUAAAACCCACAAAAGCACAUACCCUGUCUUUUAACAGGGUGCUGCAAAUGUUUCAAGACAAAACAAAACUAGAUUUUAGCAGGAAGAUGCUCUUGGAGACAUUCAUGUAGAUUGUAUAACAUGAGAUAACAAAUGUCCAUAGGCUUUUAUAUCACUUUCAGCUGAACUCUGUUCUGCUUUACAUAUAUAAGUCACACUCUUUCAUAAAGAUGGAUGUCAGUGUUAAGUCAGUAUAAAACAUCACUGUCAACCUGAGCUAGGUUUAAAGUAGUGUUUUAGGGCUUGUCUACACCACGGCACUUUUGCCAACAAAAUACUUCCAGCCCCACGAGCGGCGUUAGCUUUGUCGGAAGGAAAGUGCUCCUGCCAACAAAGCCACGUUCACACUGCCACUUGCGUUGGCAAAACUUUUGUCUUUCGCGGGGGGAGGCUUUUUUAAGUACCCGUGAAAGACAAAAGUUUUGUUGACAACUUCGCAGUGUAGACAAGCCCCUAGAGGUGAGAGGCCAUUUAUUACCAAUAAAUCCACCCAGUCCUGGGCUAUUUCUACACGGCCCCGUAAUUCAGACUAUGGAGGUGUGAACGGCAGUACACGCGAAAGUGCUGAAACUGCCCAGUAUGGACACUGCUGGCAUAGACUGUUUGAAGAAAACUACACUCAUGUGAACUUGGGUACCUUUUAGUUCACACCUGCAGUAUCCACAGGGUGGGAGUCGGGUUUACAGUGCAGCACUUUGGUACGUACUGCAAUUCACACCCCUGUAGUCCAAACUACAGGGCUGUGUAGCCAAGCCCUUGGUUUUCCUGCAGGAAGAGAUUGUGUGUCCGUACAAGAAUGAUAGUGAAAGCGCUGAUUAAAUUAAUAUAUGUAUUAAAUUAGACUAAUUGAAAAAGCAUGUACUGAUAAAUGUAUACCUGAAUUUUAAGUAACAUCUAGCCAAAGAAUCAGAAGUCCUUUUGUAAAAUGGCUCCAUAAAUAAACUGUACAUUAAAAGUACUUUGUAUUUUUAA